AUAGGAGUUGUUGCUGUUCUGGGAGGAGUUACAUGUAUAAAGAUUUGUUGUGAUUUCCCUGGAUUGUGCUGCUGUGGACUUGAUAAAAGAAAUAAGAACAGAAAUUUCUCCCUUGAACAGUUGGAUAGAACAGAUAAACAGAUAGAUCAAGACGUGGAUAUAGAAUCUUUUACUUCCGAGGAGUACGGGAGAAUCAGCCAGGAUAGGAAUUAUCGGAGUAUCGGAUAACAAUUAAUAAUGCCUGAAGUAUCCAGCACUCCUGGCGUCCAAACUAUCAACCUUCCAGGCCUGCGAAAUACCGCGCUACCAGCUCGAGAACAAAAUGCUUACAAGCGCAUGCUGAAUUGUCUACAACAGAAACAGUUUAAGCAGGGAUUGAAGGCAGGAAAGCAAAUAUUGACAAACUCAAAGUACAGCAAUCACACAGAAACCUUGGCCAUACAGGGUCUCCUUCUCCUGGGCAUUGGUAAGGUUGAGGAAGCUGAGAAAACUGUAAGAGAAGGAUUAAAAGCUGAUCUAAGGUCUCAUUCUUGUUGGAAUUCUCUGGCUCUGAUUCAGAAGGAUCUGAAGAAAUAUUCCGAAGCUAUAAAAUGCUUUAGGAACUGUCUAAAGUUGGAACCUAAGAAUGAGGAAGUUCUACGUAAUCUUUCAGUUCUCUGUAUUCAAACCAGGGAUCUGGAGGGAUACAGGGAUACAAGGUUCAACAUCUUACAACUCAAACCAACCCAACGAGUCUCAUGGGCAGCCUUAGCUCUUAGCUAUCAUCUUCUAGGGGACUAUGAGAUGGCGGUGAAGCUGCUGGAUGAGCUGUAUAUGUCCCAGAGAAAGGUGGACAGGGAGGUGGUUGGACAGUUCAUACAAUCUUUUCUAAACAAGAAAACAGAAUAUGAUAUCGAGUAUAGCGAGAUAAUAAAAUAUCAUAUUAAAGGGAACCCAGCUUUCUUCGUCUGGAAACUAGAAUCCGUAUAA
Messenger RNA from Eurytemora carolleeae, 969 nucleotides. Its product is annotated as N-alpha-acetyltransferase 16, NatA auxiliary subunit. Gene Ontology annotation, cellular component: cytoplasm; NatA complex. The record is from RefSeq and is a predicted model, not a curated record. Gene Ontology annotation, molecular function: protein binding; protein-N-terminal amino-acid acetyltransferase activity. The transcript has 12 exons. Gene Ontology annotation, biological process: N-terminal peptidyl-methionine acetylation. The coding region runs from base 238 to 969 and encodes 243 amino acids. NCBI's taxonomy places the organism in Eukaryota, Metazoa, Arthropoda, Copepoda, Calanoida, Temoridae.